UUCAAAUUGUACACAAACAAGAUAACAAAUUGCAUAAACAGAUUUCCUUGUACUUUUACUUGUAUUAUUGUAUUUUUAACAAUGAAUGAACCUUUUAAUUCCACUGGCCCUGAGCCGAGAAAAGUAGGCGUUUGGUCAGAAGGAGCGCCCGUAGAACCAAGGGAGUAUGUAAUGCCCAAAAAAUCGCCCGAAUCCAUUGACGACAUACCAACGAUACCGGACUUGGAUGAUCUUCAGGACAUUCUGGAAAAAGAGAUUUCUAAACCAUCGCCCCCAGAGCAAGACUUUGAAACAGUUAACACAUUGGCAGAGGUUGGUGGUGUCAGUGGGUCAGUGGAGGGUGUGGAGGCAGCCCUGGAGGUUCUGCUCUCUUAUGUGCCAAAAGUAGAGGCUGAUACUGCUGACACAGUGUGGACCGUUGACUCAUUGCUGGUGCAACUUGCUGAGGAAGAACAAGCAUCUUCGUAAUUUUUUAUUUUGACUUCCUCCACAAGGAGGUGUGCGGUGAAGAGUGAAAAUUAAAACAUUUCAAUCGACAAACAAUCAUCAUAAUCUAAGAAUGGUGGAUCAGAGUUCUUUCGUAUUUUAGUCACUUUAAAUAAGUUUUAACAUUUUUUAUAUGAUGUUAUUUAAUACAAUACAUUUAAUUGUGGUUUAAAGUAAUGAAAAAACACAUAUUAUUUGAAUUGGCUAAAAGAACAUUUUAAAUGCUAUAAAACUACCUAUGAACAUGAGGAUUUGUCAAUAUUUCAUAGUCAGUAGAUAUAUGGUUGUAACUGUGUUACAAAAUUGACGACUAAAUGAACCCUGACUUUCUAUCUUUCAUGUAUACUUAUAACAUUUGUCUUGUAUGACUCAAGUAUUUGUGAGGUGUUGAUAAUAAAGGAAAAUCAACUUAAUCUGUCAAUUAAAUUAAUCAAUCAAAUUUUUACAGUGCACAAUAACAUGGUUGCUUGGUUGCAGUUAGCUCUACUUUUAUCUCACUUAUUAUUUUUCUUUGAUGUUUUUUUAAUUAUUAAAGGUUGAGUCAUGAAAUUAAUUACCGUUGUUGUGUACAUUUGUUGCAUUGCUUAUUAAAGCUCUCCACUUUAUUUUGUCCUUCUCAUCUCACAAGAUAGCAUAAUGAUUGUCAGUUAGUUCACAUGGAUAAGAGCAACAGCACAUUUACUUGACAUUUAAAAAUAGAUCUACUUGAGAAAAUUAAAUUUUGAUUUUGGUUCUAUAUUUUCUGAUUUUCAGCUUGAGGAUUGAUCAGGGGGUUAAACUUUGAAAUUGAUAGAGGCAAAUUAAAAAAAAACAAUUCAAUCAUUACUUUUAUUUUUAUAAAAAGUAUUAUUAUUAAUGGGAACAUUAAUAAUAAAUCAUUAACACAAAUUUGACCUUGUUCUAUCCAGUAUCAGAUGUUGGAAUGGUUAUGUAUCAAUUAGUUAACGGUUUUUUUUCAAUAAUUUAGAACACAAACAUACAUAAAACACGCUUUAGUCAGAUACGCCUAUUUUUUCAACUGUAUAAAUUUUCUUAAUAAUAUAUUUAUUUAUUGGUACUUAUGCUAGAAACUGCUUAGUAGAAAGCAAUUCUUAUUAACAUAACAAACCUUCUGAUUGCCAAGUUUGAGUUUUUCUUCCACCUAUUUUUAUUUAUAUUAAUUUGAUUGCGAGAAAGUUAACUACGAUCAGUAAGAUAUUGAAAAAACGCCAUCUAGUGAAAAUACUGUUAACCGGUAUUAUAACUAGAUGUUGCUGUGUCAAUUCCAUACAAAUCGAAUUUAACGCGAUCUAAUAUAUAUAAAAUCUCACACUAGGCGCGGAUGUUAUAUGGCCCAAUACAUUUAUAGGAAUAUUUAGAUAUUCAAUACAGAGCUGGUAUCCAUUAGGUUGCUAACUAUGGGAAGAAUUUAUCAAGCCCGUUUUCACUAAUUGAGGCGACAUCUAUAAAAGAAAAACGUUUCACCAACUCUUAGGUGAUAACAAUUAAAAACUGUUGAUGUAUGCCUAGGAACCUCCUUAGAUUAGGCAUUACCUUAUUUGUGGUUAGUGAAAACGAGCCUUAGUAGGCUUUUAAGAGAUUUAUGCUAGGAGUCUACAUGAUCAAAUGAGAAAUGAAGAACCUGAGUUAAAAUGGUCUGUGGCAGUUCUGUACAUCAUACAUGCAUAAAAGCAAUACCUACUAUACAUAUAUCGCGUUUUGGGGGCAAGAUUUUUACAAUUCAUGCCUUCUGCACACCACGAUAGGGUACCAUAAAACGCAGACUCCACUGUACUUUCCAGAAAUGAAAGGAAAAAAAAUUAUGUCCAGGAUCUUAUGUCAGUGUUUACUUGGCAGAUUAGUAAAAGAAACACUACUUGUAGUUUUGAUCAGCUCGUAAUGUGCGACCAACUUUACAGUUUAUUCAUAUUAAGUAUAGCAUUAAUACAUUCAUGCACCCAUGUUACAAAUACAAAGGUUAAAGACAAACUAAACAAUAAUAAUAAUUUUACAGUAUUUUGUUGCAUUCAUUUCAUUCUAUUCAUGAUCCUCAACUUAUUAUUUCUCCACAGUUGGGCACAGGUCAUAGGAUAGACGAAUUUUUGAGCAAAGACCCGUGAUGCCGCUCUAAUGCGGAACGGCGGGCUUUAACGAUUAUUAGAACAUCUUAUUGAAGAUAUACAACAAUUGCUGCUUAAUUACUCUCUUUUAUACAAUAUUUUUUAUAUCAGUAGCAUUUUCAAACAUACCUGAAGACAUACUUUUUGAUGCUAUAA
Pararge aegeria (speckled wood butterfly) is the source of this 2741-nucleotide messenger RNA. RefSeq lists its product as uncharacterized. NCBI's taxonomy places the organism in Eukaryota, Metazoa, Arthropoda, Insecta, Lepidoptera, Nymphalidae. The record is from RefSeq and is a predicted model, not a curated record. The transcript has 3 exons. The coding region runs from base 82 to 468 and encodes 128 amino acids.